Molecule: messenger RNA, 1530 nt
Organism: Protopterus annectens (West African lungfish)
Lineage: Eukaryota; Metazoa; Chordata; Ceratodontiformes; Protopteridae
Exons: 10
Coding region: 24-1148 (374 amino acids)
Source: RefSeq, a predicted model, not a curated record
AUUUUAUUCUAGUUCCUUGACAGAUGGAAGGUGCCUCAUCGAAACUAGGUAACAUGAAAGUAUUCACAGAGAGUUCACAGAUGAAGCUAUGGAAGAGAGAAAUAUCAUGCCUAUGUUUUCUUCUUCUUCUGGUUACAUCUGACUCAACAGUUUCAUUGUCUGAAAUAAGACUUUCAAGAUCUCCAGAAGGGGAUGUGAACGUUGGAGAAAAUGUUUCUCUAACAUGCAACGCAUCAACAAAUUUAGAUAUGCAAACAUACACCUGGUACAAGUUUGAGAAUGACUGGAGGAAGUAUAAAUAUGGACAAACAAUGGAAGAAACUUUUCAGAAUAAUAACAUCAAAUAUUACUGUCAUGUUAAAGUGGCUGGUGGCAUCAGACAGUCUCCAUUUUUUUCACUGUCUGCUUUUCAUUCACCCAGAGAUGUAAAUAUUGAAAUACAUCCAAACUGGCAGGUGACGGAAGGAAAUGAAGUUAAAAUUAACUGUGUUGUGAACAGUAGCAAUCCAGAAGCUACAGUGACCUGGAUGAGAAAUAACACAAAUUAUUUGGAGACUGACAUGCUUUACUUCAGGAAUAUCACUAAAAGAGCUGCUGGAGAAUACAAGUGUGUUGCUAUAAAUUUCCUGGGACAAGCAGAGUCAGCAACAGCUGUAUUAGAUAUUUGGUCUCCAAGUACAGUAGCAACAGUUACUUCCAUUUCUCCCACCAUUACACUGAUUCAACAAACCACUUCCAAUUUAACUUCACAAAUUUCAGCGGCUACAACUGUUCGAGAUGAAUCCAUCACGACUACUCCCAGUAAUACACCAAAUCCCAUAAUACCUAUCAUUGUUGUAGUCGUGUGCAUUUUCAUGUUGCUGCUGAUUAUAACAAGUGUUAUUUGCUGGAAACGACGUCAGUCAAAAAAGAGAAAUGAUGCCUUGACUAAUAUGACAUUUAAGAAAAAGGAAGAAAAUGAAAAUGAAAAAUGCAUCUACACAGCACUGGAUGAUACUAAUAUGGCAAAUGAUGAUUAUACUACACUAAAGAAACCUGAAGACCAGAGUGAUAAGCAUAUCUACUCAGCCCUGGACACUUCAGCAACAUUAUCUGAUAAUUACGGCACCUUACAGCCCAGCAAAGAUGAAGAGAAAAUUGCUGUGUAACUUACGUCAUUGCUUCAUCAGAUUUUAAGCAUUUGAAAGAAAUCAUGAAAGAAAAAAGCAGGAGGCUCCAAUCAAACCAAAUCAAUUAUUAACCAUAAUGCUCACUUUUGCAUAUAUUCAACUUUUAAAUGCUACCAGAUGCAUAUGGCUGAGUUCUGUCUUUAUGUAUCAGUUGACUAUACUGUUCAAAUACUGUGCAUAACAAUUUCUAACUGCAGUCUGGAAAAUAAAUAUGCAUUUAGUUAAAAUGUGUAGUUUAGCAACUAAAAUUUCAUCAUUGUAUCAAAACUAACUCUGUUCUCCAAGACGUUUAAUGCACUGAUUUUUUUUUCUGAAAACUUUUUAUGUUAUAAUAAAUGCACUUUCAGAGGUUCUCUGUAAA